AUGCUGACACGGCAAGUGGCUGCAGCAGGCUGCUCGAGACCAGAGAAGCAGCUCUGUUUGGAGCAGGCAAGUAGCGGAGAGUUUGUCUCCUACCGUUCGGAAGCAGCAGGCAAGCCGGUUCUCUGGGAGAGAAUCAAGCUCAGCCCUUCCGUUGCUACGCAAGGCCCAGCUCUUACGACAAAGCACUUUGCCAAAACCCAUGUCUGCUACAUGAGCAAGCAACCAGACAAUGCAGGAGACUUCACUGUGCUGAGUGCAAGACCCGUGCACGUGGCGCGGCACCAAGAGGGAAACGGAAGUACCUGCGCUGGCAGCUUGAUUCAGCUUGAUGCCACCUGCGAGGCCGGCAAGAUGCCUGCAGUCAUUUUGAUGCAUGCUACGGGCAAGUGCAAGGAGUUCAUGGCGAACCGGCUAGAACGGCUGGCAAGGAAAGGCUUGAUUGCUCUUGCAUUCGACGCUCCAUGGCACGGAGAGCGUGCGCUUCCGGAAGCAGGGCUCAGCAAAUCAAGUGGAAGUGAGGGCAAUGCUGAUCUCUCUCUGAAGAGCCUCUGCCCGGCACUUCUUCAUGCCCUACAAAGCCACGAAGCAGCCCGACUGGAUGUGUAUUUCAAUGCGCUGGUUCGAGGCUGGCAAAGAGGAUCUGACAGAUUUGUCAUGGACAUCGCGCGCGACGCUUUGACUGUGGUUGAUUACAUCUGUUCCAGGCCUGAUGUGAUGCAAGAGCGUAUCGGUGCAACAGGGGUUUCACUGGGCGGAAUGGCAUGUUGGCUCCUGGCUGCAGCCGACACCCGGAUCUGGGCAUCGAUGCCGGCAAUUGGCGUUCAGUCCUUCAACCAUUCUUUGGUCAACGGAUUGUGGGGCGCAAGGGUAGAUUCCAUCCGACGGCCAUUUGAAGUAGCUGCUGCCGACAUGAACAAGGCAUCUGUGGAUGAUGCGGUGGUCGCAGCUGUGUGGUCGCGUCUGGCGCCAGGGCUUGCCGAGGUCAAUCCAGGCAACAAGCUUGCAUUUGAUGCGCCUCUUACGCUACCAUGCAUUGCACCUCGGCAUUUGCUGGUUCUGAGUGGUGAGAAGGACCCACGCUGCCCUUUGGCGGGCGUGCAGAUCAGCCUUGCAGCAGCCCAACAGGCAUAUGACCAGGAGGGUCAGUCGGCGCGUCUACAAAGAUUCAUUGACAAGGACGUCGAACAUGCUAUGACAGAGAACAUGUGGCAGAAGAUUGAGCUGUUUGUUGAGGCGACGCUGGGUAUGGUCCCUGCUUCAAAGCUGUAG
Molecule: messenger RNA, 1269 nt
Organism: Symbiodinium natans
Lineage: Eukaryota; Dinophyceae; Suessiales; Symbiodiniaceae
Source: the annotation of a GenBank genome assembly